This is a messenger RNA of Myxocyprinus asiaticus (Chinese sucker), 1130 nucleotides long. RefSeq names its product monocyte chemotactic protein 1B-like. The transcript has 2 exons. Gene Ontology annotation, cellular component: extracellular region. NCBI's taxonomy places the organism in Eukaryota, Metazoa, Chordata, Actinopteri, Cypriniformes, Catostomidae. The record is from RefSeq and is a predicted model, not a curated record. Gene Ontology annotation, molecular function: chemokine activity. The coding region runs from base 481 to 1008 and encodes 175 amino acids. Gene Ontology annotation, biological process: immune response.
GCAGGCCACCAUGACCUUGAAAAAUCAGGAAAGGCAUCAACCAAAUUCAUAAGUGACAACUUAGAACUAAAACUUAAGAUGCAUGAUUUUCUUAAUGCAUUUACUAUGCCUGUAUUAGUUCUCCUUUCCAUCUUUGAUAAAUAAUUAAAUACCUGAAUAUGCCAUACCUGGACAGCUCACAUAUACAGAAUCAGAAUUGUUACACGUCCACUAAGCAAAUCUCUUGGCUUAUCAUUAUCUAAUUAAAUCCUUUGUCACACUUUAACUUAAUGGAUGCCUAUACUAAUAAAAACCUUUACCAGUGUUCUGGUUAGUGGCUUUGAGUGGUGUUACCCCAGUUUUCAUCCUGUAGCAUAAGAGUGAAGCCAUGUCAGUGAGCGGAAACACCUUAAGAUGUUCCAUGAUGUCCUCGUCAGGGCAAGCUUAAAUAGACUGUGUCGUUCUUGAGGGUCACAUUGCGGGUGACGACCGAGCUGGAAAAUGAAGUCGCUUCUAUGCUGUUUCACUGCUGUAUUGCUGCUGUGGCUUCUGGUCUUCUCAAUUGCAUCGCAAGGUGUGUUUCACACAUUCUUACCAGUGCUUGGUCAGAUAAAUCCUUGUAUGAUUAUUGGAUUCAUUAUUUAUAAUGAUAAGCAUUUUAGUAAGGUCUUUUGUUCACUUGUGAUAGUUUCAAAAUACCGAAACACUAAUAUCUUGCUUUUAUCUCCAAUAGAGACUAUUAUCAGCACAAGCUGCCUAACUACUACAGAUACUAAAGUUCUUCAGAGGCUUCUGCACAGUUACACCAUCCAGCGCAAACCCUUGUUCUCUGUGAAGGCUGUGAGAUUUCGCACAAUCAAAGGCACCACCAUCUGCUCAGAUCCCUCUUCACCGUGGGCCAUAAAAUCUAUGAAGUACCUGGAUGGAAAGAUGAAAUCUCGUAAAGGCUCGAACACCACAGCUCGUCAUUCUAUCACAAUGGUCCCUGUGCAUUUGACAACCACCAAUAUGACAUCAGCUCAGAUUUAACACAUUUAAAUUAAUUUUUGAAUGAAAAUUAAGGGUAUAAUUGACCAGAAUCAUUUUGAUUUUUUGUUGUUGUUUUUUUUUUUUUUUAGGAAAGUGCACUUUAUUGCAAGUUGUGAUGUAAA